Closterium sp. Yama58-4 is the source of this 1140-nucleotide messenger RNA. Lineage: Eukaryota; Viridiplantae; Streptophyta; Zygnematophyceae; Desmidiales; Closteriaceae. The record is from the annotation of a GenBank genome assembly.
AUGGGGAUCUUAACCGAGAUCUCUGUCGAGAUUCUAGUUCGAACGACGACGGUUCAGCACGUCUGGUCUUACAGUGAUUUAGUGCAUCAGGUUCAUGGCAACAAUUGGCGACUCGUGCUCGACAUCUCCAUUGUCAUCAUUAACUUUGGCGUUUGCAUCGUCUACCUUAUCAUUUGCGCCGAUGUGCUGUCGGGCACGACGGCAGGAGGCGACUAUCACGAGGGAAUGUUCAUGACGUGGAAUGGAGGCGAAUCCGCGUGGUGGACAGGAAGACACUUCGUUCUCUUUAUAAUCAUCAUCGUCUGCUUGCUCCCACUUCUCUCCUUCAGACACGUUGACACAUUGCAAUACACAUCAUUUCUCGCCGUGCUCCUAGCGGUCGUGUUCGUCAUAAUCACAGUCGUUAUUGCAGCAAUCAACAUCAACAAUGGCACGCUACCUGUGCCCAGCUUUUUGCCAGACUUGAGCUCAUCUAACGCAAUCAUGGCCUUGUUUGGCGUCAUCCCGAUCAUGGCUACUGCCUAUGUUUGUCAUUUCAAUGUUCAUCCUAUCUAUGUGGAGCUGCAAGAACGCAACGAGAAGACAAUGCUCAAGGUUACGCGCUACUCCAUGAGCCUCUGUACCAUUGUCUAUCUCCUCACAUCCGUCUCGGGGUACCUCCUCUUUGGUGCCAGCACCGCCAAUGACGUGCUUGUCAAUUUCGACAGAGACCUUGGGAUUGAGAACAGUGAAGCCGUGAACGACAUUGUGCGGAUCACGUACAUUCUUCACCUGAUCUUUGUCUUCCCUGUCAUCUUCUACUCGCUGAGGAACACUGUGGACGAUCUCUUCUUUCCCAAUGCUAUCACGCCUCUGGUGGACGAUGACAAGCGAUUCUGGCUGUCCACAGCUGUGGAGCUGGUGCUCAUUUACAUUGGCGCCACCGUCAUACCCAACAUGACACUGGCGUUCAACAUCACAGGCGCGACGUGCACCAUGGUUGUUGGCAUGCUCAUCCCAGCCAUGCUUGCACUCAGUGAUAAGUCUGGUGUUGUCGUCGAUUGGGAACGAAAGCUUGCAUAUUUCAUGAUUGUCUUUGCGAUCUUCGUCAGCAUCACAGGACUCACUAGCAGCAUCUACUACAUCGUCGUCCACUACUAA